This is a messenger RNA of Schistocerca gregaria, 1428 nucleotides long. RefSeq names its product probable ribosome production factor 1. Gene Ontology annotation, biological process: maturation of LSU-rRNA; maturation of 5.8S rRNA. The coding region runs from base 256 to 1230 and encodes 324 amino acids. The transcript is spliced from 5 exons. The record is from RefSeq and is a predicted model, not a curated record. Gene Ontology annotation, molecular function: rRNA primary transcript binding. Lineage: Eukaryota; Metazoa; Arthropoda; Insecta; Orthoptera; Acrididae. Gene Ontology annotation, cellular component: nucleolus; preribosome, large subunit precursor.
GCAACUGCUCUAACGAAGCUUAUGUCUACGCUUGGCCAAACCUGCGGUCUCCUACAGAGGUCAAAUACCAAUACAUAGCCAGUCUCCGGGGAAACGUUUGUAUUCCUGCGCGUGUCGAAAUCAGAAUCUUUGAAUGUACCCAGAAACAGUAAGGUGCUGAGAUCCGUGUAAACUGUGAAGAUUGAAGGCGGAAGAGUGUAUGUUGCUGCAUGUGUGCUGUGGGUCGUGUUGAAGUGUAGGGUUGGAUUAUUUGCAAUGGCAGUCUACAACAACAGAGACGUUGAAGAUCACAAAAUAAAGGAUGAGGUUGCAGUUGGUGAGGUACAAAUGCCAUCUCACAAUCCACUGAAAAGGAUACGCAACAAACAGCAGCGUGCGACUAUGCUCAUCAAGAAGCUUCGUGAAAAACGGAAACAACGUAAGAAAGACCGCAAGGCCAGGCAGCAGCAGGGCCUUCCCAAGCAGGUUCCAAGGACAAUUGAGAGUAUGCGAGAGCCAGAUGAAACAGCUCUGCCCUUACCCGGUGAAGAAGAUGAAGAGUUGGAAGCUGAUGCAAGAUUAGAUGAGUUCUCCACCUACUUCCAACGUGAAUAUGAACCAAAAGUUCUCAUCACAUUCUCUGAUAAUCCACUAACACGAACCCGUGUGUUUGGACGUGAACUGUGUCGCUGCAUACCUAAUGCGAUCACUCGGUACCGUAACCGAUCUGGUGUGAAGAAGAUGGUUGAGAGUUGCAAACGAGAAGGCUUCUCAGAUCUGAUAGUAAUCAAUGAGGAUCAGCGGCAGCCAAAUGGCCUACUGGUUGUUCACUUACCAGAUGGCCCAACUGCAAAUUUCAAGCUUAGCAAUGUGAAGUUAACCACAGACCUCAAGCGCAACUAUAAGGAAAUAUCACAGCAUAAGCCAGAAGUAAUACUGAACAAUUUCACCACUCGCCUGGGCCACACUGUUGCCAACAUCCUAGGUGUGCUAUUCAAUCCAGACCCUGAGUUCAAAGGCAGGCGUGUCGUCACUUUUCACAACCAGAGAGACUACAUUUUCUUUCGGCACCACAUGUACCAGUACAAGUCUGCCCAGAAGGUGUCCCUACGUGAGUUAGGUCCCCGUUUCACUCUACGACUACGGUGGUUGCAGCAUGGCACCUUCGACACGAAGACUGGAGAGUUUGAGUGGGACAAGACUGGUCGCCGGCACACAUUGGAGGCUUCAAGAAGGAAGUUUUACCUGUAAUCUUUUGUGCCGAAAUGACUGUAUGUGUGCGGAGGGUACUGGCAACGUCCGCACAAAAAAACAGGAUAGAAAUUUACACUAUCAGUGAAAUAAUGUAAACUGUUUAGUACAUACUAUAUGUAAAGCAAGAUUUCCUAUGUGAAACCAUUACAAAGAAUUAGAGCUCAGGAGAAUAAAAACUGAAUGUAUUGGUAUUAA